This is a messenger RNA of Diversispora eburnea, 225 nucleotides long. The record is from the annotation of a GenBank genome assembly. NCBI's taxonomy places the organism in Eukaryota, Fungi, Glomeromycota, Glomeromycetes, Diversisporales, Diversisporaceae.
UUUAAAAAGUUUAUUGGUUAAGAAACUCAGAGACAGUGGAUGGACAAAUAAUGUUAAAAAACGUUGUGGAGAGAUCAUUAAAGCUGAAGGAGCGGAUAAAAUUAAAAUUUCUCAAUUAGAAGAUGCAGUUUUAUCAUAUGAAAUGCUUCCAGAAGAAGUUAAAAUUGAAUUAUUACAACAAAUUUCUGAUUCAUUGGAUUCAAUUAUAUCUUCAAAAGAAAAAAU